CCUGAGGAAUGUUAACAAUGCAGCGAGUGUCCAACUUUGUGCUGAUUUCUGAGAGUGUGGAGAAAAUGGAGGCUGCUUUCAUCACAUCCACUCAGCCCGUCCGCCUCCACUGAUUCCCCCCGCGGCCCGCUGUCGGCUCCUCGCUCCGGGGACACGGAACUUUUUUUUCCUGGUGGGUUUUAAACGGCGGUCGGACUGCGGGGUGUCGCUCCACGGACCUGGAGACAUCGAGGCUUCUUCUUCUUCUCACAUGGCGCAGAUUGGCAGCAUCAUGGUUUGGCUCCGCAGUGCCCUCGUGACCGGCUGCAUUUCCUGGAAUAAGCUGGAACCUGAACCUUGAGAGCCGCACCAUGGAAUGUUUGUAGUAUCCCCACAUCAGCCUCAGCAACCCCACCAGCAUCGGCAAGAAUCAGAAACACAAAGAGAGACACAAACAAAUAAAGGGACACACACAGGGACUCCCAGAUCUGCUGCGGGACACUCUUUAUCCAUUUAGGUCAGCCAGCUAGAAAGGGAUCCUUCGGAGGGUGCAGGGGAGUGAGUGUCAAUUUGUGUGAGUGCAUGUGCAUGUGUGUUUCCCUUUUUAGAGUAGGUGCCUGUCCUCGGGCACUGAGGCAAUGAGGCCAAAGACUUUCCCGGCCGCCCCGUACGUGGGCAACACGCGCCAGAGGCUUCAGGAGAUCAAGGAGGGUCUGAAGCAGCCGGCCAAGCUGGUGAGCCAGGCCCUGCAUGGGGGCAGCUCCCGGGGCGACGGCAGCAGAGGGGCCGACUGCAAGAGCGGAAAGGACACAGCAAGCCGGCAGCAGCAGGUCCGACCCCCGCAGAAGUUUAACAACUACCAGAAUGCCCUGCGGGAAAUCCGCAAGUCGCUCAUGCCCUUCGCCAAUGAGUCGGGCCCAUCCUCGGGGUCGGGGCACCCUUCAGGCGCUGGGGAAGUGAACCGGCAGAUGCUGCAAGAGCUGGUGAACGCCGGCUGUGACCAGGAGAUGGCGAUGCGGGCAUUGAAGCAAACAGGAAGCAGGAACAUCGAAGCGGCCUUAGAGUACAUCAGCAAAAUGGGUUACCUUGACCCUCGCACUGAGCUCAUCGUCCGUGUCAUUAAGCAGACUUCACCAGGAAAAGCCGGCAUGCCAAACGCUAUGGACCACCGGCCUGCGAUGGAGGCUUCAGGAGAAGCAGCUGUGAUGCCUUCAUAUCAUCAGAUGGGGGCUACCAUGUAUGAGGGGGCAGGGGGAUAUGGUCCUGAGGGUGAGAUGCCCAGACCCUACAUGAGCGCGCCCCCUGUGAUGAACUACAUGAUGCCCCAACCUGGUGCAGCACAGGGCUCUGCCAUGGGAAACCCGAUGGGUAGGCCUCCCAGUAUGGGCAACUAUCCACCAGUGAUGGCCUCCCAAAACAACCAAGCCAACACCAUGUACCCUCCAGGGGGCCAACAGAAAGGCUACCCUGGGAGUAUGGAGCAGCACUGUCCCAUGAUGAGCUACAAUGUUCCUGGUCAACCAUUGCAACUCCAGCCACAGCCACCAGGUGGCCCUGUUUCAGGUCCACACUACGACUACGGUCAUGCCAGGCCUCACAUGAUGGAGCCUGCAAGCUAUGGCGUUAAGAGGACCCCCUCCUUCCAGAACAAGAUGGCACCGCCCUCCAUGGUGCCCCAAGACAACUACGUCAACAUGCAGGGGAAAGGGGCCAUGGGUCAAAAUGGACCUGGAGGAGGGGGAGGGUACCCCGCUAACCUGUACUUGCCUCCUCAUUCCCACCCCCGACAGGCAAGCCCCACCUCCCACCAAGUCCACAUGAUGUCCAGGUCUCCAGGUGGCGUGGCAGCCAUGGGCCCUGACUUCUCAGAUCUGCCGCAGAGCUUGAUGACACCGUCCAGAGCCAGCCUCAACCUGGACCUGUAUGAGCACCACUGGGCGGGGCCCCCAGGGCCCGAAGGGGCCCCUCCAGCCAGGCAACCCCAGCCCCAGGGCCCAUUUAGGGGGGAGGUGCGUGUCCCCAGUAGAACCAACUCUUUCAACAGUCGCUCUGCAGGACCCAACGUUGUCCGGCCUUCGAUGGCUGCACCUCCUGCAGCUGGAAAACAAGACCCCUCCUUGGGUCUACCAAACACCAUCACGGCUGUAACAUCCCCACCUAUUCAACAGCCCGUCAAGAGCAUCCGUGUGAUGAGACCAGAGCCCAAGACAGCGGUGGGACCAUGUCACCCAGGCUGGAUGACGGCUCAGGGCCAGGAUGCAUCAGAUUCUCUGGCCUACAUGCCGGAGGAGACUUACCCACUUGAGUCUGCUCAGGAGCAACGCUGCCCACCACCACCUUACCCCAAAAGUCUGCUCAUGUCUAGCACAGCUGGCGAACCAGGGACUCUGGACGGAGCAAUGUGCGGAGCUCAGGACCACAGCAACCCUGCAGCGAGAAGCACACACAACGGCAGCGGAGGGAGUGGAAAGGGAGAAGAGAGCCAGCAGGUGAAAGAGAAGACAAAGAUGGGCAAGGGAGAAAAACCUGUGAAAGACAAGAAACAGAUCCAGACGUCACCUGUUCCAGUGAGGAAGAACGGCCGUGACGAGGAGAAGAGGGAAUCGCGUAUCAAGACCUACUCACCUUUUGCAUUCAAGUUCUACAUGGAGCAGCACAUAGAGAACGUGAUGAAGACCCACCAGCAGAAACUUAACCGCAGGCUUCAACUGGAACAAGAGAUGUCGAAGGCCGGACUGUCAGAAGCGGAGCAGGAACAGAUGAGGAAGAUGCUGAACCAGAAAGAGUCCAACUACAACAGGCUACGCCGAGCCAAAAUGGACAAGUCCAUGUUUGUCAAAAUCAAGACGCUGGGCAUCGGCGCCUUUGGUGAAGUGUGUCUGACGCGUAAAGUGGACACGUGUGCCCUUUAUGCCAUGAAAACACUUCGCAAGAAAGACGUCCUCAACCGCAACCAGGUGGCUCACGUGAAGGCGGAGCGGGACAUCUUAGCGGAGGCAGACAACGAGUGGGUGGUGCGUCUCUAUUACUCCUUCCAGGACCGGGACAGCCUGUACUUUGUCAUGGAUUACAUCCCCGGAGGAGACAUGAUGAGCUUGCUCAUCCGGAUGGGCGUCUUCCCCGAACCUCUUGCACGCUUCUACGUGGCGGAGUUGACGCUGGCCAUUGAGAGUGUCCACAAGAUGGGCUUCAUCCACCGCGACAUCAAGCCCGACAACAUCCUCAUCGACCUGGACGGACACAUUAAGCUGACAGACUUCGGCCUGUGCACGGGCUUCCGCUGGACACACAACUCCAAGUACUACCAGAAAGGAAGUCACAUCAGACAGGACAGCAUGGAGCCCAGUGACUUUUGGGACGACGUGUCUAACUGUCGCUGUGGUGAUCGGCUGAUGACACUCGAGCAACGCGCCAACAGGCAGCACCAGCGCUGCCUUGCUCACUCCCUGGUCGGAACACCUAACUACAUAGCACCCGAGGUGCUGCUGCGCAAAGGCUACACCCAGCUAUGUGACUGGUGGAGCGUCGGCGUUAUCCUGUUUGAGAUGCUGGUGGGACAGCCGCCCUUCCUGGCUUCCACACCCACCGAGACCCAGAUUAAGGUCAUAAACUGGGAGAGCACGCUGCAGGUGCCUGCACAGGUCAAACUCAGCCCAGAGUCUGUCGACAUAAUCGCUCGCCUCUGCUGCUCUGCGGAGGAUCGACUGGGCUCCAAUGGAGCCGGCGAAAUCAAGUCCCACCCCUUCUUCACCCAGAUGGACUUCUCCAGCAAUCAACGGCAGCAGCCGGCCCCCUACCAGCCCAAGAUCGCCCACCCAAUGGACACGUCCAACUUUGACCCUGUGGAGGAGGAGGGCGGCCCCGGGGCAUGGAGUGACAGCGGGGACAGCACCCGGGCUUUGGACAUUCUCUUCUCCCCAAAUGGGAAGCACCCAGAGCACGCCUUCUACGAAUUCACCUUCCGCAGGUUCUUCGACGACAACGGCUGCCCUUUCCGCUACCCCAAGCCGCUUGAGGCUAGCGAGAUGCCGUCGAGCAUCACCGGAGCCAGUGGCAUGGGGGAGGAGGCGGAACAAGACGAAGAGGAUGACGAAGAAGAAGAUGAAGAGGAUGGAGAAGAGCAGGGAGAGGGAUGUGAGCCAGUGUAUGUGUAGAGCUGCAGACUGAACUCUUACUAACGUUCAUCAUUCAGCUUGUGGCCCUCCACCGCUCUCUUUCUGUUUGUGUCUUUGUGUGUUUAUACAUAUCUGGCAUGUGUGAUUGUUAACUUGAGGGAGCAGGAACAUCGCCACCUUGUGGAAUCUAUAAUGCCUCCACCCUGACUUCAAAAACAAGACUCCCCUGAUCCGGGACCAAGAGACAACAUUCAGCACGUUACUGACUGCAUCUAGGGUGAAGCGAAUGCGGUUUGCAGAGCAAGACUCAGACUGGUAAGGUUGCACUGAGAUCCAUGGGAACGUAAGGAUGUCUGGAUCCAAUGGUUCUAGUUAGAGGACUGCUUCUGGUUCUUCCAGCAGUUUCUUCUCCCAUUCCUUCCACCCUUGGUCUUACGGACGAUCGAAACACCUCAACGGUGAUUAUCUGACACGGGAAGUUACUUCCUGUUCUACCUGAGCUGCUUUUUACGGCAAUGUGAAGAGUGGAACUAGUUUACUUGUUGAUCGUGCACGGGGAAGAGGGAGAUUCGGGUGGGGUGGGGACUAGCGACACACCUCUUACACAGCUGCUGCAAAAUAAGCUACAAAAUGCAUGCGUGCACGCACCCACACUUAUUCAGUACAGGUUGUGUUCGGGUCACAAAGGAUGAAAGUGCACGGCUCUCUGCAGAUAGAUUGCCUCUUCUCUCAGAAGUCGUCUUAGACCAGAUAGAAAAAUGUUGUUUUUGGCGUGAAAGAGAAUUCGACAUUGAAUUUUCAAUUUUUUAAAAAUAUUUUUGUGCCUUUUCUCUUAAAUUUCUACCUUUUUCUGACAUGAAAUUUAAAGGAGACAUAUGAUGCUUUUUUCAGUGUUUCUUUCAUGUAGUGUGUUGUAUGUAAAGAUGCUGCAAAGCCAAAAAGCCCCAAGUCUGCAGUAAAGGGAGCUCGUCUCCCCCGCAGAGAACACUGCUCCUGAAGGUCCUUAAACGCCUCAUCAGAUGUCCGGCUGAUACUUAGGCACCAUUGUGACAUCAGUAGUAUUGGAAUUGUUGUGAUGGAAAUAGUUGACCAAUCACAACAGAGUGGCUCAGGUGCCCAAUCAGACUGGGCUUUUUUAGGAAGGAGGCCUGAAAGGGACAGUAGCUAAAACUAAGUGUUUGAGACAGAGGCUGAGAGAGGAGCUCCAGCGAUGGACGCUCUGAGAAAAGUGACUUAUUUUCUGAAACACUCUUUAGAAUUGUCAAACUGAGUAUGAGCAGAAUAUGUCUCCUUUAAAAAGAAAAUAGAAAGAAACCAAACCAAAUAGUUUUUGGUUGUUCUGUCCUCUACAUCCACAGCUGCCUCAUUUUGUGCCAACUGUCGUUAAUGUUUUGUCCUGUAGAUGGAGCCAGAUACUCCUUCCCUCAGAGGAUGCUGUUACAAAUAUCCUCGUUAUUGUGAAAUACUUCCUGUUACUGACUCUCUGUCUGGACUGACCAUUUCAAAUGUUACCUCCAGCAAAAAUCCACAACCUACACAGACGCAAAGAGAGUCUGUAGAGUUUGCUUUGGGCUCUACAGCCAUAUUUGAUUUCCAGUCUGAUCCAAGACUUAUUUAAACCAUCAAUUUCACUUUCAGCCUCACAUGCAGUUCAAUUCUGCUUGUAAAUCAGAUGAAAAAUACAUAUUUUUGUUCAUAUGAUCCGUCUUGUUUAUGAGGGGGACAGAUUAUUUCACGCGUUAGCACAACCGUUUCUCAUGCUUUGUUUUAAAGACUGAUUCACAAAGGCUUGAAACAUCAGCUCAGGUCUCUGACUGAGAAGUACAAACACACACAUACACUCAGAUUGACCAAGAUUUACACUUUUACAGCAAUUUUUGAAAGAUCAGCCCCACUGUUGCAUUUUAAUUUAACCAGCCUCAUCGGAUCUCUGGAGGCAGUCACAACACAAAGCGACGCGUUUUUACAACAGCCAAACAUGUGAUAGUUUGACUAUGUGCAAUACAAAAAAAAUACAUUAUAUAUAGUUUUCUAAACACUUACUAUCUUUUUUUUGUUUUUUUAGCUUUUAGUACUGAAAUGUACAAAUAUAUUGGUUUAUAUAUAUUUUCCUUUUCAGUUACAUCAUGCUGCUUAUUAAUGUGGUUAAUAUUAUUUACAUUAUUAUUAUAAUUGCUAUAACAUGUGUACCUGUUUUUUUCCUUUCAAAAGAAGUGUUGGCUCAGUUGCCAUGUGUGCGUGGGUUUUGAAAGUAUCGAGCUAUGUGCCUUUUCUAAUUGAAUGUUGGAGUGUGUGUCGCGCCCAGUGACAGCAGGAGACGGCGACGAUGAUCAGUGUUUGCAGAACCUUUGCUCGCUUUGCCUCCUGCGGCCGGGCUGGUCCUGAACGCAGGAGAGAGGAGCGUGGAAAAGGUUUCACGGUUCAGAAAGAGACGAUAGAAGUAAGAGGAGCGAGGCAUGUCGGCUUUAGGAAAUGUAAUUGUAAAAUAAGAAUGAAUUGCUUUCUCUAUUUUACAAACAAACGGUUAAACUUCAGUUAAGAGUUGGUAUUUGGUACAUUUUCUUUAUUUAUCCGAAAUGACCACAAAGUUUGAGUGAUUUUUAACUCUGUACUUCUACUACAGAAUCGAUCCAUGUUCUGUAUCACUCAGCAGAUGACGCGUCCUCCUACACCUUCAUGCUUAUUGACAAUCAGUAAACGGUGACCGCUCUCUUUGAACUGAGCUGUGCGCUUCAUUAAUACCCAGCCGUUCCAACAGUAUUGUGAAUUUGACUCGAUGGCAAACGCUUAAGAAGUCAAAACUUGUCCAGUGAUUAUCUGAUUCAGAACUUGUUGAAUGAUGAAAAAUGUGUGGAUAAGAUUUGUUACAGAUGAUUUUUUUUAAUUAUUAUUAUUUUUGCUUGACAAUGUAUUGAACGUUUAGCUUUUUUAUGUAAAUGUGCCUUGUGUUCUAAAGUGAGCAGCACAAUCUUUAAAAGAUUUCCUUCUCUACGAUCUCUUCUUCACAGACAUCUGUUAUUACUGUUGAUGUGGGGAAACUGACUGAGCAUUCUGUUCCACGUUCUCACUGGCUUUGUUUACAUACACAAAUAUUAUUGUUGUUAUUCUGGUCAGCAAUUUACAUCAAGUAGAGUUAGAAUUGCUCCAAGUAGAGCUCAUACAUCUGCCAACAACCCCCUUAAUUUUGAUCAUACCGUAAACCAAAUUGCACACAAUCGGAUAUAAGCCCCCAAAAUAUGGGCAAAUUUAUAAUUUUCAAUUUAAAAAAAAAUAAAAAUAGAUUUAAUCAAGUUUCCUAAAUUGUGCCCUGGGAAAUUGUUGAGUGUCAAAAUAAGUCUCAAAAUUGUACAUAAUUUGAUGAAAAAAAUAUUCCUGGAUCCGUAUCUUUUUCAGAUGUGCGCUAAAAUUAGGUGUUUUUUCUUGGCCCGUUUCCUAUCGUUCCACCAGGUUUUGGAUAAAGCAAUAAAUUAAAGCUACUGCGAUCAAAGACUGAAACGACCUAUCUGAAAGAGACUUUUUUUCCUUGGAUGACAUGAAAACACCAUAAAAAUUGUGUUUACAGUGACUCUGUUUACUUACAGUUACAAUAUACAGCUUCAGGAUGGUUUUAUUUGUAGUGGACUGUUUAAAUAAAAAUUUUGUGGACUGAAAGAAUUUUUUCAAAUGUGAAAGUGUCUGUAAACACAGCCAGUGUUUCCUGUGAGUUGCUGACCUGAACCACAGUCUUCUGCAGAUCCAUCACUUGUGGAUGAGGUGCCUUGCUCGAUGGCACCAUCACUGUGACUGUUAAAGCAGGCAGACGUUGCUCUCUCACUCUUCCCGAUCCAGUUGUUUCUGUGAUCCGGUCCAGACGUCCUUCCACUUCUCUAAACCUCUCGUUGACUAGGACAGACUGCUGCAUGAACAAAUAGCUUUAUAACGACUCUGUGUAGAGUGUGUGAGUGCCACAAAGUGUGUGAGGUGUUUCCUGGAUGUGUUUUUUUUAAGGUUAAAGAGUGAUGACUGACAAUCUUCAACUGACUUGAUUUCUUCACUUGUAUCUUUUUCAUUUUGUAUUUUUACUCUAAGGAGCCUCUGCUCAUUUUUUAUGCUUCUUAAUGUAUGAUACAAUUCUGUUACUCUUGAAUUUAUAUUUAUACAGAUAUACAUAUUUUUUGUAUCUUUUCCCCCCAUUGUGCUAAUGUUCAAACAUCCAUGUCUACACAGUAUUAUAGAUGAUGUAAUGUGGACAGCUAUCUCUUUUUUUUACAUUUAUGUAUGAACUGAGAAUUUGUAAAAAUGCUUUCACAGUCGUUGUGUGUAAAAUGUAUGUAUAAAUUAAAUUAACCAAUGUGGA
Pleuronectes platessa (European plaice) is the source of this 8430-nucleotide messenger RNA. RefSeq names its product large tumor suppressor kinase 2 (gene lats2). The record is from RefSeq and is a predicted model, not a curated record. The coding region runs from base 618 to 4133 and encodes 1171 amino acids. The transcript has 9 exons. Gene Ontology annotation, biological process: G1/S transition of mitotic cell cycle; hippo signaling; positive regulation of apoptotic process. Gene Ontology annotation, cellular component: nucleus; spindle pole. Lineage: Eukaryota; Metazoa; Chordata; Actinopteri; Pleuronectiformes; Pleuronectidae. Gene Ontology annotation, molecular function: protein binding; ATP binding; protein serine/threonine kinase activity.